AAAAGCAAACGACAGAACAUAACUUUUUUCAUUAAAACGAAAAAUAAACAAAAGUGAAGGACUCUAAAACAAAGGUCUAUCCACAGGACGUAUCCCGCACAAUGGGAUUAAUCUCAUUGACAAUCAUAUGGUACCGCCGCUAAUUCAACUGGCAAGGUCGUGACGACGCUAACGACGGUCAGUAGGUGGUCACGGUCAACUGUAUAUAAAGCCAUUUAUCCAGAUUAAUGUAUGUAGUGCAGAUAUGGCGUUACAGGUGAUAACUGUGUUCGUUCUUGGUGCUUUAGUGGCGGGAAGCGUCGCGGCGCCGAAGGAUACCAAAGACCCUUGCUUCAACUACGAGAAUUCGCCAAAAGUAAAAGCUGAAAUGGAGAGCUCAGUUGCGUGGCACAGACCGAUGUCUGCUGGUUCCGUCCAGGAGGAAGAGCUGAUGCAAAAGAGUGCUCGUGCUAUGACACAAGCUACUGAUCCUCUGGAGAAACUGCGCUUGCUUUGCUUGUCCCGAGGUGCUUCAGGGAUCUUGGGACUUGGAAGAAUUUUCCGUCGCAUGGAUGAUGAUGGAAGUAAACUACUGAACAAAGAAGAAUUCCUUUAUGGCAUCAAGGAAACAGGGCUGGAACUUAAUAAAAGUGAAGCCGAAGAACUCUUCAGUCAAUUCGACACAGACAGUAGUGGCUCAAUCAGUCUUGAUGAAUUCCUUAUUAAAAUCCGUCCUCCCAUGUCGGAAUCGCGUCGUAACAUUGUAGAACAAGCAUUCAAGAAGCUUGACAAGACUGGUGACGGUGCAAUCACAAUUGAUGACAUUAAAGGUGUUUACUCUGUCGAUUCUCAGACCAGAUAUAAGAGCGGCGAAGAAACUGAAGAUGUAAUAAUGAAGAGGUUCCUCGCGAAUUUUGAGUCCGAUGGAACAGUCGAUGGGAAGGUUACUCUUGAAGAGUUCAUGAACUACUACAGUGGCAUCAGUGUCUCCAUUGACAACGACUGCUAUUUUGACCUAAUGAUGCGUCAGGCGUACAAGCUCUAAAUUUAGCUUGACUCGAAACUUUACCUGUCUCGCUCUAACACUCACAUCCACGCACCAAGGGCGAAGGAGACAGAAAAGUGAAUGCACCGCCUGUAUUUUCCAAACUAAAAAUUUAUUUCGUUUUUGUUCGUAAUGAGUAAACUAUUAAAUUUAAUUUGAAGCUAUUUUAUAGUUGUAAAAUUUAUUUCUUUUAUUAAUAAAUGAAAUGCUUUGAUAUGUGU
Molecule: messenger RNA, 1245 nt
Organism: Bombyx mori (domestic silkworm)
Lineage: Eukaryota; Metazoa; Arthropoda; Insecta; Lepidoptera; Bombycidae
Product: calcyphosphine
Exons: 8
Coding region: 245-1024 (259 amino acids)
Molecular function (GO): calcium ion binding
Source: RefSeq, a predicted model, not a curated record